Molecule: messenger RNA, 953 nt
Organism: Clarias gariepinus (North African catfish)
Lineage: Eukaryota; Metazoa; Chordata; Actinopteri; Siluriformes; Clariidae
Exons: 4
Coding region: 97-696 (199 amino acids)
Molecular function (GO): zinc ion binding
Source: RefSeq, a predicted model, not a curated record
CUGAUUUAGUCUUCUGUGUUUGUCAGAAAGGACUGGGACAUAGCACAAAGCUGCAUUAAAAGAAGUGCAUUUAAAAACCUCAUCUACUUCCACACCAUGGCUUAUAUAAUCAAUCAGCCGGAACCUACACCUAUGAUCAUCGAACAACCACCUCCACAUAUGAUCAUCGAACAACCACCUCCACAUAUGAUCAUCGAACAACCUCCUCCACCUAUGAUCAUCGAACAACCACCUCCACCUAUGAUCAUCGAACAACCUCCUCCACCUAUGAUCAUCGAACAACCUCCUCCACAUAUGAUCAUCGAACAACCUCCUCCACCUAUGAUCAUUGAACAACCUCCUCCACAUAUGAUCAUUGAACAACCUCCUCCACCUAUGAUCAUCGAACAACCUCCCCCUCCUGUAUACGUCCAGGCUUCACCUCCACCUUUGAUCAUUGAGUCCCCUGGUCCUGUAGUGAUGGAGCCUCCUUUGAAAGACGUACCAGCAUCAAAGAAGUGUAUUUACUGCCAGAGGCAGGUUGUCACAGUUACUCGACCUGUCAAUGGACUCCUUACCUGGGCGAUUUUUGGGGGACUCUUUAUCUUAUGUAUGUGGCCAUGCUGCUUGAUUCCUUUCUGCGUGCACUCCUGCAAGGACGUCGAACACUCCUGUCCAAACUGCAAAAACAUCCUCCAUGUCUACAAACGAAUGUGAGAUGUUUCACGCAGGAGAAGCUGGAGAACAUCAAACUCAGCCUAAAGCCUGUAGAAAAAUGAAUUAUUUAGUUUUUAUAACAAAUAAGAAUAUGCAAUGUAAAUAAUAUUCUCUUAAAAAUAGAAUUUAAAUACAAUUUUGAAUUUUGACAGAGACAAUUUUGUCUCUGUUUAUAGAGCGAAUUAAAUAAUUGUAAAAUUUGUAAUAAUUGUAAUAAGUCCUCACAAGUAGGAGAAUUAAAUUCAAUUCAAUUGUGA